Messenger RNA from Camellia sinensis, 1516 nucleotides. It is a transcript of the gene HEME2, whose product is annotated as Uroporphyrinogen decarboxylase. NCBI's taxonomy places the organism in Eukaryota, Viridiplantae, Streptophyta, Magnoliopsida, Ericales, Theaceae. Gene Ontology annotation, biological process: porphyrin-containing compound biosynthetic process. The record is from RefSeq and is a predicted model, not a curated record. Gene Ontology annotation, molecular function: uroporphyrinogen decarboxylase activity.
UCCUUUCCCAGAAAAAGGCAACCUCCUCCGCCACAUACAUUUUACAAGGGAAGAGAUUUGACAGAUUUUUUUGGAGAGAAAUGCAAGCAAAUCUCAGAGUAGAAGAGCUUUAGAACCACUCCAACAUGUCUUGCUUUCUCAGCUCAAUCUCUUCUUCCUCUUUCAUAUCCGUCUCUCCCAACUCAACAUUCGCUUCUGUUCCCCAAAACUCCGACAAACCCAGAAUCCACUGUGCCCUUGGAGGGACUGUUGCAGAACCAAAAGUAGUCAAUGCAACUGAACCCAUGUUGCUUAAUGCUGUUCGAGGGCUGGAAGUAGAAAGACCCCCAGUUUGGCUUAUGAGACAAGCAGGGAGGUACAUGAAGAGUUAUCAAAUCAUCUGUGAGAAGCAUCCUUCUUUUCGUGAAAGAUCAGAAAAUGUUGAUCUUGUAGUGGAAAUUUCUCUACAGCCUUGGAAAGUUUUUAAGCCUGAUGGGGUCAUAUUGUUCUCGGACAUUUUAACCCCUCUUGCUGGGAUGAAUAUACCUUUUGACAUUGUAAAAGGGAAGGGCCCUAUUAUAUUCAAUCCUCUGAGCACAGCUGUUGAUGUUGAUCAAGUGAGAGAAUUCGUUCCUGAGGAGUCAGUUCCGUAUGUUGGGGAAGCAUUAACUAUCUUGAGAAAAGAGGUUAAUAAUGAAGCGGCCGUACUGGGUUUUGUUGGGGCUCCCUUCACCCUGGCAUCAUAUGUGGUUGAAGGUGGUUCGUCAAAGCACUUCACAAAAAUAAAGGGACUAGCUUUCUCUCAACCCAAGGUCCUUCAUGCACUACUUCAGAAAUUUGCAACUUCCAUGGCAAAAUACAUUCAGUACCAAGCUGAUAGUGGAGCUCAAGUGGUUCAGAUCUUCGAUUCAUGGGCUACAGAGCUUAGUCCAGUUGAUUUCGAGGAAUUCAGUCUUCCAUACUUGAAGCAAAUCGUGGAUUCAGUGAAGCAAACACAUCCGAAUCUUCCACUAAUCCUCUAUGCAAGUGGGUCCGGGGGGUUGCUUGAGAGGCUACCAUUGACGGGCGUUGACGUGGUUAGCUUGGACUGGACGGUUGAUAUGGCUGAAGGACGGAGAAGGUUGGGGCCUGAUGUGGCAGUUCAGGGCAAUGUGGAUCCAGGUGUUCUUUUUGGUUCAAAAGAGUUCAUUACUAGUCGUAUAAAAGAUACUGUGAGAAAAGCUGGUAAAGGUAAACAUAUAUUGAAUCUUGGUCAUGGCAUUAUAGUAGGUACACCAGAAGAGAAUGUUGCUCAUUUCUUUGAGGUUGCGAAAGGUAUCAGAUACUAAACGCAGAUUUGAGACUAGUUGGAUUAAUGUUAUGUUCGAUUUUUAUGCAUCAGUAAUUCUCUUUUUGAGCUCUUAUUCAACUAGGGUUUUGGAUAAAAUAAAGAUAAUGUUGGGGAUCGGGGGUCCUCAACAUCUUAUUUGUAUGAGACUCAGCCUUGAAAUCAAAACAUCAUCUUCACUUGAUUGGCCAAAGAUAGGGUCAAGCCAAA